CAGAGGUUUAGAUACUGUACUGUCAUUACGAUUGCCCACAGACUCAACACUAUCAUCGACUCCGACAAAGUGAUGGUGUUAGACGCGGGACAAGUGGUUGAGUACGACAUUCCCCACAAAUUAUUGGACACAAGCGAUGGUCUGUUCAGCAAAUUAGUCAAACAAUCGGGAAAAGACAUAUCUAUUAAAUUGAAACAAAUGGCAAAACAAUACUAUUGUCACAAAAAUAGUAUUAAUUUGAAUGAGAAAAAUAACGAAAAUGACGAUGAAAUUGGACAGCGAUUAUAA
Medioppia subpectinata is the source of this 288-nucleotide messenger RNA. The record is from the annotation of a GenBank genome assembly. NCBI's taxonomy places the organism in Eukaryota, Metazoa, Arthropoda, Arachnida, Sarcoptiformes, Oppiidae.